AGAUUAAAAGUUGGAAUAUACCUGCAGCGUGGAACCAUUUUAAGAGUUGAAAAAAAAUGGAGAAACUUCUUGCUGUCACUGUGCUGUUGAUUGCAUCACUUAUACAUGACUCGGAGGAAAGAUGUCACCGCACCUGUAUAGACGGAUGGACCCGCUAUGGGAAUCGCUGUUACAAAUUCUUCAACACUAAGAUGACAUGGGAUAAUGCUGAGAUUGCCUGUAGUAAUGCAACAAAAGAUGGACACCUGACAAGUAUUACCACUGAGGCUGAAAAUAAUUUCAUGGUAGAACUGGUGAAGGCUGUGGAUCAGUCUGUGCCCCCGGUAUGGACUGGAGGCAAUGACCUUGCAAAGAAAUAUACCUGGGCCUGGGUUGAUGGAACGUCUUUCUCGUACGCCAACUGGAACCCUGGUGAACCCAACAAUUCAGGAAGUGAGGACUGUAUUCAAAUGAACUGGGGGAACCCUGGAGGUUGGAAUGACAAAAAGUGCAGAGAGGUAUACCCCUUCAUCUGUCGCUAUUAACCCUUUAAGAACAGUGGCACUGGCAAGAUCAACUGAUUCCUGAUCAGCAAUUGUACGCAGGAAGAUGACUGUUGUAUUAUUGGAAGUUUUGUAUAAAAUGUAGUCUUGCAAAAACAAAUAA
This is a messenger RNA of Protopterus annectens (West African lungfish), 645 nucleotides long. RefSeq names its product lectin-like. NCBI's taxonomy places the organism in Eukaryota, Metazoa, Chordata, Ceratodontiformes, Protopteridae. The coding region runs from base 57 to 524 and encodes 155 amino acids. The transcript has 5 exons. Gene Ontology annotation, molecular function: signaling receptor activity. The record is from RefSeq and is a predicted model, not a curated record.